AUGGGAAACAUCUGUUCGCGCUCCCGAAAUGAGCCCGAAGCCUUCACCACUCCCGGUCGCGUCCUAGGCUCCGCCAACCCUCCGCCCGGUGAAACAGGGGAAUCCAGCUCCGGUCCGCGCGCCCCGCUCCCCGCAAAAGCAAGCACGGGUAGGCCCCUAGGCGGCGCGGGGGCUCCAGGGGCCGGCCCUGAUACGGCUGAUGCGCGGGCGAAUGCGGCGAUUGCAGCGCAGAAAAGGGCCGAGUCUGCUUCAGCGGGUAAGAAGGGGAGUUUGGGGUCCAAAUUGGCGGCUCAGGGGCAGAUACACAGACGUUGA
This is a messenger RNA of Aspergillus alliaceus, 315 nucleotides long. RefSeq lists its product as uncharacterized. The transcript has 2 exons. NCBI's taxonomy places the organism in Eukaryota, Fungi, Ascomycota, Eurotiomycetes, Eurotiales, Aspergillaceae. Bases 1 to 315 code for a protein of 104 amino acids. The record is from RefSeq and is a predicted model, not a curated record.